AGGGGAAGAAGGCGACAUAGGGUUUUGGAGAUGCUGAGAUCGGUGGCGAGGGCGGGGCCUUGGCUCCGAUCGCUUCGAUUCGAUAGGGGAUUCUGCUCCUCGGAGACGGAGAACAUAGUCGCCGCCGUUCUCUUCGAGCGGCUUCCCGUCGUCAUCCCUAAGAUCGACCCAGUUGUCUAUGCCUUCCAAGAAUUCUCGUUCCGGUGGGGGCAGCAAUACCGGAGGAAAUAUCCCGAUGAUGUUUUGGCUAAGGCUGAUGCGAGGGGAAAGGGUGAUUACCAAAUAGAUUAUGUCCCAGCUCCUAGAAUCACUGAAGCUGACAAGACAAAUGAUCGCAAGUCCUUACAAAGAGCAUUGGACAGAAGACUUUAUCUUCUACUCUAUGGUAGACCAUAUGGUGCAGCUGACACGAAACCUACUUGGCACUUUCCUGAGAAAGUUUAUGAUAAUGAAGAGACUUUAAGAAAGUGUGCAGAAUCAGCACUGGAAUCUGUAAUUGGAGGGCUUUCACAUACCUAUUUUGUUGGCAAUGCUCCUUUUGCUCACAUGACUUUGGGACCAACAGAUGACUCAUCCGACGUUCCAUCCUUUAAGCGUUUCUUUUUCAAAUCACAAGUUAUUGGCACUAGCAAAUACAACAUCAGGAAAUGUGAAGAUCAUGUCUGGGUUACCAAGGAUGAAUUGAUGGAAUAUUUUCCUGAGCAAGCUUCUUUCCUCAAUAAGAUGAUUAUUAGCUGAGAUUCAUGAUAAUCUUGUUGAUGAUGCAUUACUAUCGUCAACCAACUGAUGUCUUUUUCUGAUUAUUGGAUUGUAUUUUUUUAAUAGCCAGAGCCAGACCGUACAACAAACUUAAACUAUGCUCCAUAUGAUCUUGUUUCAUUUUGCUUCGUAGAUCAUCAAGGUUUGGCCUUGAUUGCGUUUUACCUGAAUGUUGGCAUGGGGUUUGCAGCGCUUCAUACAUGAAUGCGUAACCAUUAUAGUCUCCAUCUGAUUAUUUAAACAUAGAAAGUUUAGUAAAAGCCCAGUUGUCUUCUCAAAUUUUGUGUUUAAUCUCUUGGCACAGUUUGUAGAAGUUGGCAAAAAUGAAGUGAUUCAGGAGACACUGUUGUGUGAAUA
This is a messenger RNA of Dioscorea cayenensis subsp. rotundata (Guinea yam), 1116 nucleotides long. Its product is annotated as 39S ribosomal protein L46, mitochondrial. Bases 31 to 738 code for a protein of 235 amino acids. Gene Ontology annotation, cellular component: mitochondrial large ribosomal subunit. Lineage: Eukaryota; Viridiplantae; Streptophyta; Magnoliopsida; Dioscoreales; Dioscoreaceae. Gene Ontology annotation, molecular function: structural constituent of ribosome. The record is from RefSeq and is a predicted model, not a curated record. The transcript is spliced from 7 exons.